Pelagomonas calceolata is the source of this 730-nucleotide messenger RNA. NCBI's taxonomy places the organism in Eukaryota, Pelagophyceae, Pelagomonadales, Pelagomonadaceae. The record is from the annotation of a GenBank genome assembly.
CAGAGCAGCAUUUGGCUGCCAUCAGCGUCUCGCCUGUCCCACUGCCGCAAGCAGCCUGCACGCCGACGUGACACGCGAAGAAUAACAUGAUCACCUGCCCCACCUGCCGCAGCACCCACGCGCGCGCCUGCGGGAACAGAGUCUUCGCAUCGGUUUGUCUGCCUCGAGACGAGUGAGCCCGUCGUGGCCCUGCCCUGCGGCCACGCCGUCUGCGAGCCCUGCUUCGGGCGCCUGCCCGGCGGCGCCCUGCUCGUCGACGGCACGGCCAACGGUUCGUCCACGGCCACAGCAACCCUGCAGUGGCGCGAGAGUAUGGCAGUGGGCGACGUCAUCGACGCGAAGGACUCUGAAGGAAGAUGGUUCGAUUCUCGCAUCGUUGCGAUUGAAGGGGACCGCGUCAAGGUCCACUACAACGGCUGGUCGUCAAGGUGGGACUGCUCGUUCGAUAGGAACGAUGAAAGCAUCCAGCCUCAUUUAACACAUACGGACGACUGGCGCCGCUUGCGCAUCGGCGACGAGCUGGAGAUACGGGGAACGGGCGAAAGGGCUUUGUGGUACAAGGGCUUCGUGAAAGAGGUCGACGGGUCUCGAGUCCUGGUGUCCUCGCACAAGCCGAACGUCGACAGGCAGUGGCUCGAGACGUCGUCGGAGCACAUCUGCAAGCUGGGCUCGCACAUCAUGCCCCAUAGGGAUAAUAUACCCGGGGCCGGGCCCGCUUCGUAAGACAACG